AUGGCCUUUGCAACUGGAGAUAAUCAGAGGUUCAAUCAAGGAACAAGCUCAAAUCACAGUUCUCAGAUGCAUGCAGGAGGAUACAAGAAGAAUAAUCUGUUAUGUGAUCAUUGCAAAAUGACUAAUCACACAGUUGAUAAGUGCUACAAGCUCAAAGGUUAUCCACCAAGGCCUGGAUAUGGAAAGUUUGCCAAGGGUAAACGAGUUGCUGCUGUCGUUUAUGGAGAUGAUGAUUCAGACACAGAUGAGUGUGAUGCAGCUCAUAUCUCUAAAGAUCAGUUCAGCCAGUUUCUGACUUACAUCAAACAGAACAAAGCUGAUGAAGCUGGAAAAAUCACAGGCAUGGCAAACAUGGCAGAUCUCUUUGAUUCACAUGUUCCUUUUGAUAAAUUGCCAAAUAAGAUUAUUGUGGCUGAUGGAAAGAAAGUUGAAGAUUCCCAGAAAAGUUCCCUGGUUAUUGGUAACUUGGAGUCUGGUCUUUAUGCUGUUGAUAAGGAUCAUGCGGAGAGCAGUUCUUCUGUGAAUUUGGCUAUAACUGAAGAAGCUAAGCUGUUACACCUAAGACUAGGGUAUUUGCCAUUCAAUAAGCUGCAUUAUUUGAAUGCUAAUCUUCCUACAAAGUGUUGUAUAGACAUUGUUUGCCAGAUUUGUCCACUGGCUAAACAAACUAGGAAACCCUUUCCAGUUUCUAGUUCUAAGAGUAAUAAAUGUUUUGACUUGUUACAUAUAGAUGUUUGGGGGCCUUAUAAGUCCAUGACUCAUGAUCAUUGUACUUAUUUCUUGACUAUAGUUGAUGAUAUGUCAAGGCAUACUUGGACCUUUUUAAUGAGAAAUAAAACAGACUCAGUUGAUAUUCUGGAGUAUUUGUUUACCUUGAUUCAUAAUCAGUUUGAAGUUCAAGUCAAGUCUAUUAGAACUGAUAAUGCCAAAGAACUGUGUGAAGGCAAAAUUCUAUCAGUUUAUGAGAAGUUUGGGAUUUUUCACCAAACUAGUUGUGUGGACACACCACAACAAAAUGGUGUUGUAGAAAGGAAGCACAGACAUCUUUUAGAGACAGCCAGGGAUGUUACAUUCCAUGAGAAACAUUUUCCUUUCCAUUUUUCACAUUCAACCCAAACACCUGACUCUAUUUUCUUACCUGCAAACACACCCUUUAACUUUGGUACAGAAUUUGAUGUACCUGAUAUUUUUGUGCAAAACACAGACACUGACUCAGGAACAGGACAACUUGAUUUUUCUGAAAUGAGUAAUUCUACUCUUGAAACACCUACACAAAAUUCAACCCAAACACAAACCCAAACACAAAACAAUAACCAAACACCAUAUUCCAAGCUCACAAUCCCAGAAAGACAGUCAACUAGACCAACUAAAAAGCCAAGUUGGAUGGACAACUAUAUAUGUGUUGUUACUGGUUCUCCUCAUUGGUGUAACUUGGUGAGUUUUGAAGAGCUUCAUACUCCCUGUAAAGCUUUAAUAACAGCUUUUUGUUCACACACUGAGCCUGCAACUUAUUUUGAAGCCUCACAACACCCAGAAUGGGUAGCAGCUAUGAACAAGGAAUUGGAAGCUUUAGCUGCAAAUGGUACUUGGGAGGUUACUGAUUUACCUAGCAAUUGGUUGCAAGUGGGUGUUCAAAAUAAAGCUAAAAAAGGAUGGAACAAUGGAAAGGUUCAAGGCAAGACUGGUUGCCAAGGGGUUUUUGUUGCUUUUGUGGUUGCUGUCUUGGUGGGUUUGGCGUCGGGUAAGGUUUUGGUUUGGUUGUGGGUUCGGUCAGGGGUCGUGGUGGGUCGUGUGCCAGGUCGUGUGUUCUGGUGUGCCAGAACUUUUGUCCAAGCUAGGGAUGACUUCUCUCAGCCACUUCCUAGCUUGAGGGGGGGUAAAGAGCAUCAUGAUCAUUCUGAUCAUGAUGAUCAAGCUGAAGAUGACACAACAAUCUACCCUUUUGUUCAAUCAGAAAACGAAGAUGAAUCAGGCAGCCUUUACUUAGCAGUUUUACUUUGA
This is a messenger RNA of Chenopodium quinoa (quinoa), 2001 nucleotides long. RefSeq lists its product as uncharacterized. Bases 1 to 2001 code for a protein of 666 amino acids. The transcript is spliced from 5 exons. Gene Ontology annotation, molecular function: nucleic acid binding. The record is from RefSeq and is a predicted model, not a curated record. NCBI's taxonomy places the organism in Eukaryota, Viridiplantae, Streptophyta, Magnoliopsida, Caryophyllales, Amaranthaceae. Gene Ontology annotation, biological process: DNA integration.